This is a messenger RNA of Pangasianodon hypophthalmus (striped catfish), 1627 nucleotides long. RefSeq names its product nuclear factor of activated T cells 2 interacting protein (gene nfatc2ip). Gene Ontology annotation, biological process: cytokine production; positive regulation of transcription by RNA polymerase II. The transcript is spliced from 9 exons. The record is from RefSeq and is a predicted model, not a curated record. Lineage: Eukaryota; Metazoa; Chordata; Actinopteri; Siluriformes; Pangasiidae. Bases 393 to 1448 code for a protein of 351 amino acids.
GAUGAAUAUGUAUUAUUACAUUUAGGUAAACUGAAGUCCAUGGAAUUUGAACACUGGUUUUUGGUUUCUGUGGGUGGAAAGUUAAAUGAAAGGCUCUGAGAGAACAUAUUUGCCUAAUGUCUGUUUAUACUUAUACAGGGAAAUGCUGAAAGAAGAUUGAGAACUGGUAAUAAUACCCAUACGUAUUUUGGUGAGAAGAUGUAUUUGUGAUGGGAAUAUAAGGCGAUCUUUUUUAUACCCAUCUUCCCUCUUAUCAAAGUACUACAAAGGCAACAAAAACAGAAAAAGAAUGGCUCGCGCGCCGCCGCCGCCGCUUCCGGGUUUGUUCUGAACUCCUAUUGGCUGAGAAUUAACUUCCGCCUCCACACAGCGGUGACGCGCGGAAUUUAAACAUGGCUGAAGUGGCAUAUGACAGUGACAGUGAUAUUGAGGUUAUGGCACAGAGCCGCCCAAAUCCACCUCCCAAACGAAGGCGUGUCCUCGACCCUUCAGCCAUCAUACCUGUGCCCAUUUAUUCCAAAAAGGUCACCCGCAGCCUACAACUGAAUCCAGCUGUCUUCAAACAACUAGACUGCACAGAGGUAAAUGAAGACGAAGACAGACUCUGGCCUCCAUUUCCACCCAAAAGUAAGAACAAGCCAAUCAGCAUAAUCCUGAGUGACUCUGAGGAGGAGCCAGAACCAGAUAAACCUCAACUGGUGAGCCAGACCCCCUCUUCACCUCCACCUCACUGCAUCCCAACUGCUUUGAAAACUAACCGGGCAAACAAAAAAAUAAGACAAAUCAACCAGAAACUGGAUACAUUUAGCUCGCUCAUGUGUUUAACAUCCAAAAGACCUGAAGAUAUUCCAGACUUCAGUGACUGUCCCUCCCAAAUAAACAAGUGCUAUGAUGAUGACAACGACAUUAUAAUCAUUUCCUCUGAGGACAAAAAGAAGAGACGUCCAGCCAAACCUAAGCCCAGAAAACGUGCUCGAGAAAUCUCACUGAAAUUUCGCUGGAGAAUGGACGUGCACAAAAUUCCAGUGCUUUCAACAGAUCCUCUGAGCAAGGCUGUAGCUCAGUUAUCUGUCAAACUUAAAGUCCCACCCUCUAAAAUACUGCUAAUGCGGAAUGAUGAUGAGCUUCCUGUGCACUCUACAAUCACGCAGUUAGAUCUGGGCAUUGCAGACAUCAUAGAUUGUCUUGUGAAAACUGAUGAUGAAGAUGAAAGCAAAUGUGAUGUCAUCACUGUGCGACUGCAGGGCAAAGAAAAAGGAUCUGCACAGGAAUAUUCCUUGCGUACGGAUGCUCCUCUGGAUUCCAUCCUGUCACAAUACACUUCAGGUCUGUCUGCCACUGCUAAGCGCAAGGUCAAAUUCCUCUUCGAUGGGUUAAAGGUGAAACACAAUCAGACACCUUCACAGCUGGACAUGGAGGAUGGUGAUGUCAUUGAUGUCUGGGCCUGAUUUCUGUAACAAUGAUGUUUCAUAUCAACUGCCUCCUUUGCUUUUUUUUUCUUCCUGAGGUUAAAAUUAGAGUGUAUAUUUAAAUUUUGUCUAAUUUAAAAGUGUACAUAUAUUUCUACAUCAUGUAAACAGUUUUUUAAAUAUACAUAUUAGUGACAAUAAUAAAAGAUUUGCUGUUA